Penicillium nucicola is the source of this 2169-nucleotide messenger RNA. RefSeq names its product putative glutaminase. Bases 1 to 2169 code for a protein of 722 amino acids. The record is from RefSeq and is a predicted model, not a curated record. The transcript is spliced from 2 exons. NCBI's taxonomy places the organism in Eukaryota, Fungi, Ascomycota, Eurotiomycetes, Eurotiales, Aspergillaceae.
AUGCGAUUCAAUCUACAAAGUCCACUGGGACUAGGCUCCCUCUACGCAUCAGUAUUGUCCUUCUUCUUCGGCCAGGACUCGGGCCAUGUAACGCAUCAUCCAGUACUUCCACCAUCUUAUCCACUGGCAGUGCGUAACCCGUAUUUGUCGGCAUGGAUGCCUAGUGACAGGGUCCAGCGUUUGCCCUAUUCAGAACCCCAGUUCUGGGCAGGUCAGGAUCUUGGUUGGUCGAUUAUUGUCCGUGUCGAUGGACAGGCGUAUAGUCUGAUGGGUGUGCCAAAUCCUGAAGCAAAUGAUAUACGUCCUGCAAUCGUCCAUCGGGCGGAGUUUACCACUACGCAUUCUGUCUUUAACCUCAUGGCAGGUUCUGUGGAGGUCACGCUGGACUUUUUGUCGCCGGUUUCUCCUUCAAACUAUGUUCGACAGUCACUUCCUUUUAGUUACUUGACUGUACAUGUGUCUGCGCCAGAGAGUCAGAUUAUUCAAGUUUAUUCGGAUAUUGACGCCAGGUGGACUGGCAAGGCAGAUCGCUCGCAGCGAACCUUCGACAGACGAAACGGUCUGGCUAUCUACUCGCUAACAGUGAAAGAUGCCCCAUUAUAUACCGAGGCAGAUGACAUGGCUCUUUGGGGUCAAGCUAUCUUGGCUUCUCGGCCCUCUAACUUCAGCACAUUAUCUGCUAUGUCAGGAAAGCCCGAAAAAGUGCGUGGUGAAUUUUCGAAAGUCGGUGCUCUCUCUGGAAAAGAUGAUGCCUGGAGUGAUGAAAGUGUCGUUGCCCUGGUUCAUGAUCUAGGUCACGUCACAGAGGGUUCUUCUGUGAACUUUGUGGUAGGUUACGAGAGGGAAGCUGCCAUCAAUUAUUUCGGAGAAGCAUAUACUGGCUACUACCGAGCCGAGUAUUCGACAGUCUCAAGUGCACUCACAUUUUUCUUGGAUGAUUAUGGUAGCGCAUUGUUAGAGUCAUGGAAGUUGGAUAUGGAGAUCAACACUUUGUCUGCAACUGCUGCAGGUUCAAAGUAUGCAGACAUCAUCGCUUUGUCAACUCGACAGGCAUACGGUGGUAUCGAUUUGACUAUCCCCAACCACACACUGAACACUGGAGAUGUUUUGGCAUUCAUUAAAGAAAUUUCCAGUGAUGGAAACAUCAACACCAUCGAUGUGAUCAUGCCCGCUUUCCCAAUUUACUAUGUCAUGGACCCGAAUUAUAUUCGCUUGCUACUGGAGCCUGUGAUGAAGUACCUUGCUACUGGUCGGUGGCAUCUACCAUACGCAAUCCACGAUCUCGGCACCCAUUAUCCUCAUGCCAUUGGCCAUGACGACCAACAAGCAGAGCCGAUGCCCAUUGAGGAGUGCGGAAAUCUUCUGAUUCUAGCCUCAGCAUAUGCUUAUGCCACCGGAGAUACUCAGUGGACUUCACAAUACACGGAAAUUUUCCAGAAGUAUGCAGAUUACUUGGUGGAAAAUAGCAUCAAUAUUGCAACCCAACUUUCCUCCAAUGAUGCAGCUGGGCCACUCGCCAAUGAGACAAACCUGGCGAUCAAAGCUGCUGUGGGUCUCAAGGCAUUUGGAAAGAUGAGUGGGGACAACUACUACUCUCAUGUUGGAGAAAUGCAUGCAAAAAUCCUCUUUGAGCAAGGUUUAGGGACAGACAAUGCGCAGACACAUUUUGUGCUGGAGUAUCCUGACAACCCAGAAACAUGGAAAACCCCGUACAACCUCUUCCCAGAUGUCUUGCUAGACCUGAAGACGUUCCCUGAUGCAGCCUAUCGAAUGGGCAGUGAGUUCUUUGCAGCCGUCCGAGGCGAGUACGGUGUUCCUCUCGACAAUCGUCAGGACUGGGCAAAGUCAGAUUGGAAUAUGUGGCUGGCUGCCACCUUUGAUACGAGCACUCGGGAUGAGUUCGUCAAUGACCUGUGGGCAUUUAUGACCAAUGGGAAGCACAACUGGCCGUUUUCCGAUCGGUACGUUGCUAAAUCUGCGCACGGCAAUGAGCCUGGUGUUCCUGUUCUUUGUCGAGCACGUCCCACUGUCGGCGGUCAUUUCGCGCUGUUGGCAUUGAAGGGGCCGAGUUCUAUAUCGUCUUUGUUGAGUCUGGCCCAUGGAAAAGAAUCUGAGGCCGUGCAAAGGACUCUGAGGCAGAACCAUAUGCUUGAGUCCCAAGAGCUAUGA